This is a messenger RNA of Mycetomoellerius zeteki, 912 nucleotides long. It is a transcript of the gene Fdx1, whose product is annotated as Adrenodoxin-like protein 1, mitochondrial Ferredoxin 1. Gene Ontology annotation, molecular function: electron transfer activity; 2 iron, 2 sulfur cluster binding. Gene Ontology annotation, cellular component: mitochondrion. The record is from RefSeq and is a predicted model, not a curated record. NCBI's taxonomy places the organism in Eukaryota, Metazoa, Arthropoda, Insecta, Hymenoptera, Formicidae. The coding region runs from base 400 to 912 and encodes 170 amino acids. The transcript is spliced from 4 exons. Gene Ontology annotation, biological process: P450-containing electron transport chain.
UACAAAAAGCCGAAAUUGUCGACUACCAUCGCGAAUUCUGAUUGGCUGCGGCUUUUCCGUCAAGGUGUGAACACGCCCUAAUGUCCUAUCUGGAAAACAGCCAAUAGCAGUAGUACCCUGGAACAGCCAAUCAAAUUUGGGUCCAAACUCAUUCUCCUACUGCGCAUUCGCGGAAACGUUUCGCCCCUGUAUUUUUACACCAUGUUCCGCUCUAUCCAAUCCUCUUUGCUCUCAGAUUUCUCUUUGCAGUUUGCGGCGCAGCUGGCAGCAUAACCUAGCAUAACCAAUAUUUUGCUUGUGUAUACUUUGCUCUACCUUUACCCGAGUAAUGUUUCUGAAUGUCGCCGUUGAUUUGGUUUUAAAGUGUUUCAAUAUCUUGUAUGAAAUUUUGUAUUAAAAAUGAUGUUUGUUCUACGGCAGUUAUAUCUGUUCUAUACGAAGCAAAGAAUAUGUACACCAAUAAGCCAUUUGAUUAAGCUGUCUAAUCACAAAAUUCAUACAUCUAAAGUUAUGUUUCAUGGUGAAUACGAAAUGCAGGAUCCUAAAACUGAGGCUGAUAUAGUUAACGUCACUUUUAUUGACAAAACAGGCAAGAAAAUUAAAGUAAAAGGAAAAGUAGGAGAUAAUGUACUCUAUUUGGCUCAUAAACAUGAAAUUGAUAUUGAAGGUGCAUGCGAAGCCAGUUUGGCAUGUACAACUUGUCAUGUAUAUGUACAUCAUGAUUAUAUGGAUAAACUUUCAACUCCUGAUGAAAGAGAAGAAGAUCUUUUGGAUUUAGCGCCUUUUUUGAAGGAAAAUUCUAGGCUAGGUUGUCAAAUAAUUUUGAAGAAGGAAUUAGAUGGCAUAGAGCUAGAAUUACCUAAGGCAACUAGAAAUUUUUAUGUAGAUGGACAUACCCCUACUUCGCAUUAA